Zea mays is the source of this 1287-nucleotide messenger RNA. RefSeq lists its product as uncharacterized. Gene Ontology annotation, biological process: translational initiation. Gene Ontology annotation, molecular function: translation initiation factor binding; translation initiation factor activity; metallopeptidase activity. The transcript has 2 exons. The record is from RefSeq and is marked provisional. The coding region runs from base 65 to 376 and encodes 103 amino acids. Gene Ontology annotation, cellular component: eukaryotic translation initiation factor 3 complex, eIF3m. NCBI's taxonomy places the organism in Eukaryota, Viridiplantae, Streptophyta, Magnoliopsida, Poales, Poaceae.
CCGCUACGCCCUUGGCCCCUUCUCUCUCUUCGUCGCGCCGCCGUAGCACGACUCCGACUCGGCCAUGGCGACACCCCCAGCUCUCCUAUUCCCUUCGCCCUCUUCGGCAUCUUCUCCGCCGUCAUCCGCGCAGGUAGAGGCGGUGGUCCUCUUCAACGUCUGCGACAGCUACGUGCGGCGACCGGACCAGGCAGACCGUGUCAUCGGCACCCUCCUUGGAUCCCUCCUCCCCGAUGGCACCGUCCACGUCCGCAACUCCUACGUGGUCCCCCACAGCGAGUCGGCCGACCAGGUCGCCAUCGACAUCGACUACCACCAUAACAUGUACGCCUCGCACCAGAAGGUGAACCCCAAGGAAGUCAUCGUCGGAUGGUGAGCAACCCACCCCAUCGCCUCACGAUUCCACACCCUCGUUUUAUUUAUUUUUUCUGGCUCCAUCGGUAUAUCAACACAUAUGUGAAUGCCAGUGCUCCUAAUGAUUAUAUAAUUGGGCACCGUUUAUAUGCAACAACUGAAUCCCCCAAUGCAUAGUGUGUUUUUUUGGGCUGAAUUACUUUGAGUGGAUGCACCCAUUUUUCUUAUCAAAUGCACAUUAUGCACUGUACAUCUCGUUGUUAGGAUACUGCUUUGACAUUACAAGGCAGAUAGCAGCCGAGGACAGAAUAACUCUAGAGUAAUUAGUUCCAUCUUUGUGAUUAACAACCAUCGAUGUGCUCAGAGCUAUAUUCAGUGUCAGUUGCUUUGAUAUCAUCGAAAGCACAUUCAGACACUAGAAAAAUCGGCUUGGAAAGCCUGUGAAUUGGUUUGCCAAGUAUCCUUACUGAACUUUUCAAACCUGUAUGUUACCUAUCUACUUGUGUAGGUUCUCGACUGGAUUUGGUGUUUCUGGGGGAAGUACGCUUAUCCAUGAGUUCUAUUCAAGGGAAGUACAAAGCCCCAUCCAUCUUACAGUCGACACCGGCUUCACUAGGGGGGAAGCUUCCAUCAAAGCCUACGUCUCAUCCAACCUGUCCCUCGGUGAUAGGCAACUCGCUGCGCAAUUUCAGGAAAUCCCUCUGGAUCUUAGGAUGAUCGGGGCAGAAAAGGCUGGAUGUAUGUGUCACUUUCCUGUAUGCUAAUUCAUUCAUCGUGUAUUAUAUAUUGAUGAUUGUUUUGGAUUACCGGACUGAAUUUUGAAGAGCAGAAACACUUUAAGAAAUAUGUAAAUGGCAUAGAAGAAUGAACUUGCCGCAUUGAAUGAGAACCCAUCAAUCCUGCUAGCUGUAGGCUUGCAGUAUUUGCAGUGUU